ACCAGUUCUGAGUCAGAGGCCACACUAGUGGGCAUCUCUCCAUCUACCAGCCCACCAGGUGCCCGGUCCCCGGACACUGACCUCGGAGAACCCAUGCAUGCAUCACCCCCUCGCAAGACCAGGGUCCGCAUUGCCUCCAGCUACUACCCCGAAUGGGAUGGGGAUUCCUCCUACCUGCCACCCAAGAAGUCCUGUGACGAGGACCUCACUUUCCAGAAGGCAGAUGAGCUGGGGCAGAAGUGCCGCCGGCCAAAGUCUGCGCCUAGUUUUCAGCCCAAGCUUGCUCUGGUAGUGAUUCCUGCUCAAUUCCUGGAGGAGCAGAAAUGCAUCCCAGCUAGUGGAGAGCUCUCCCCCGAGGUGCAGGAGUGGUCCCCUUACUCACCAGGGCAUUCCAGCUGGCGGGAACCCCCGCUCUACCCCAACAGGCCAUCCGUGGGAACUGUUCCCUGGAGCAUGACCCCCAGCGCUGCUGUGAGCUCCAUCCUGCGGAACCCCAUCUACACUGUGCGCAGCCAUAGGGUUGGCCCCUGCAGCUCUCCACCUGUGCCCCGAGAUGCUGGCCCCCAGGGCUUGCCUCCCAGUGUCCAGCACCAGAGCCGCCUGAGCCUGGACCUCAGCCACAGCGCCAGCAGUGACUAUGCUGAGAUGAGAGCCUCCCACGGGUCCAACUCGCUGCCUUCCAGCGCCUGCCUCAGGUCUUCCAGUAACUUGCAGUUCAAGGCAGAACGCAUUAAGAUCCCAUUAACGCCGAGGUCUGUCAUGGGCUCUGACAGAGGUUCAUUGUCACAUUCCGAAUGCAGCACCCCUCCGCAGUCGCCCCUCAACAUUGACACCCUGUCCACUUGUAGCCAGUCCCAGACCUCUGCCUCUACAUUGCCCAGGAUUGCUGUCAACCCUGCGUCCCUCGGGGAACGGAGGAAGGACAGGCCUUACGUGAAGGUACAGAAGGGCUCAGAGCCUUUGGGCAUCUCCAUUGUGAGUGGAGAGAAGAAGUCCCAACUGGACUUUGGGGUGCAUUUGUGUGGUGGGAACCUGCACAGGGUGUUUGUGGCCGAAGUAGAGGAUGACAGUCCUGCCAGGGGUCCCGAUGGCCUGGUGCCAGGAGACCUAAUCCUCGAGUAUGGCAACCUGGAUGUGCACAAUAAGAUGGUGGACGAGGUCUACGUGGAGAUGCUGAAGCCCAAAGACAGUAUCCGCCUGAAGGUGUAGUACCGCCCAGAGGAGUUCACCAGGAUCAAGGGCCUGCCUGGUGACAGCUUCUACAUCAGGGCCCUGUAUGACCGGCUGGCCGAGGUGGAGCAUGAGCUGAGCUUUAGGAAGGAGGACAUUCUAGUGGAUGACACCUUGCCCCAGGGCACAUUUGGGUCCUGGAUGGCGUGGCAUCUGGAUGAGAACGCCCAGAAUAUCCAGCGUUGGCAUAUUCCCAGCAAAUGUGUGAUGGAUCAAGAAUUCUCCAUGAGGCUCAGCAUGUCCGAGGUCAAAGACAGUAGUGCCACCAAGACGCUGUCAGCAGCUGCUUGCUGGUCCUUCUUUGGAAGGAAGCACAAGCACAAAUGCAAUGGGUCCAAAGACAGGAAAGACCUCCUGGCCUUGGACACCUUCUCCAACGACUCCCUCUAGCUCUUUGAAGAUUCAGUGAGUCUGGCCUAUCAGCAGGUCCAGAAGGUGGACUGCAUCUCUCUGAGGCCUGUCCUGAUUCUGGGGCCUCUGCUGGAUAUGGUGAAGGAAAUGCUGAUAAAUGAGGUCCCUGGCAAGUUCUGCAGAUGCCCGUUGAAAGUGAUGAAGGCCUCCCAGCAGGCCAUUGAGCGGGGCAUUAAAGACUGCCUGUUUGUCGACUACAAACGGAGGAAUGGCCAUUUUGAUGUGACCAUGGUGGCUUCAAUAAAGGAGAUCACAGAAAAGAACCGGCACUGCCUCCUGGACGUCGCUCCCCACCCCAUUGAGCGCCUGCACCACAUGCACAUCUACCCUAUCGUCAUCUUCAUCCACUACAAGAGUGCCAAGCACAUCAAGAAGCAGAGAGACCCCAUCUACUUGAGGGGCAAGGUGACACAGAGGCAUUCCAAAGAGCAGUUCAAAACAGCUCAGAAGACGGAACAGGAGUACAGCAGGUACUUCACAAGGGUCGUCCAGGGAGGAGCCCUGUCAAGCAUUUGCACUUAGAUCUUGGCAACCGUCAAUCAAGAACAAAGUAAAGUCCUGUGGAUCCUCAACUGCCUGCUCUAG
This is a messenger RNA of Ictidomys tridecemlineatus (thirteen-lined ground squirrel), 2226 nucleotides long. The record is from RefSeq and is a predicted model, not a curated record. NCBI's taxonomy places the organism in Eukaryota, Metazoa, Chordata, Mammalia, Rodentia, Sciuridae.